Messenger RNA from Raphanus sativus (radish), 1850 nucleotides. RefSeq names its product ABC transporter A family member 12-like. The coding region runs from base 1092 to 1712 and encodes 206 amino acids. NCBI's taxonomy places the organism in Eukaryota, Viridiplantae, Streptophyta, Magnoliopsida, Brassicales, Brassicaceae. The record is from RefSeq and is a predicted model, not a curated record. The transcript is spliced from 5 exons.
GAUUUAUGUCUGACAUGUGCACUAACAUCAAAUAAUGAGUUUAAAAAUAAAUCUCGUUCUCUACACCCGUCCACCUCCGGAGCCUCCGGAUCCACCCGAUAGAGUCCCUCCUUCACAAUCCAAAUCUCCAUCAUCUACUUGCGAAGCCCCUCCAGUGCUGAUCCACCGCUUCUCAACCACCUCGAGCUUGCGUUUAAAGUUUCGGUGAUCUCUCUCGCCCAACAUCACAGAUCUAUUCACGAGACAGAGCAACUGUCAUCUCCGCAGUUUCACCAACCAGAUCUACGUCUCUCUCACCCCUACGGACAUAUGCUCUUUGAUGUCUCCGUCCCUCACCGGAAAGGUGUCUGUCCGAGACGAGCCCUCCUCCAGCUAUACAAGCUCAGGAAUCGGAAUAUCAACUAGAGUGUUACUUGUUAAACUCAGCCAUAAGGACGUUGCUUGCUUCUCUGCAAGAUAUUGGUGUGGAUGGGAGUGUAUUGUUGUGUAUACUAGCUGUUCUCAAGCCUCCCUCUCUCCAAUACACAGCAUUGCGAAAUCUUGAGGACUGGACUUUUGAUGUUGAUACAUUGGUAGUGGAAUAGUUUGUGGUUACAUGUUCGCUCAACCAUUACAGUUCGGAUGCAUUCCACCAUCUGGAUUCAGAUUACCGGGUUCACCUGGCCCAAAGUUUAGUUUCAGUGUCAGCUUACGGGGUUCACCUAACCCAAAUCCGGUCUCAAUCACAAGGAAAAGCCAUCGAAGCAAACAUAGUACCUUCUCGCCAUAAAGAUCGGGUCAGACAAGCAUCAAGAAGCCAUACAGACAGCAGUUUCGUAUCAUAUAUGACCAACGAGGAAUGGAACAAAAAUAAAUUGACAGCAGGAUUGGGAUGGGUCUUCUCGGAUCUAGAUCUGGAGACUCCAAUUCAUGGAUCUAUGGUUGUAAGUUUCAUCAGCUCAAACCUUAUUGCAGAAACCAACACGAUUCGAUCGACACUUUGCAUGGCGCUAACUUUGGAGUUUUCCACACUUAAGAUUGGGUUUAAUCAAAGAAAACAAAUAUGGAAGUGGAUCACGUACGUUGAAAAGCAGAUUGGCGUGUGACUUGUGAUGACUGUAAAUAUGAACAGACAUCAUCAAAAACUACACCAGAGGAAACAUAUAUGGACGAAUAUUAGGCUCAUCCUAGUUACACUCUUCCUCUGCUUAAUUCUCCUAGCGAUUCAGCAUGUGCUGGAUGCGCUCAUGAAGAGUGUCUCUGAUAUGGCUGGUGACUGUAAAAGUAACCCUAAUUUAUCUGGUGGUAUGUGUCCCAUCCCAAACCCUCCAAUGUUGCCUCCCAUGUUGCAGAUUCCACAACAUGAACUCCGUUCUGUUAAAACCGAUUUUCUUCCCUACAAAGACCUCCCUGACAAGUCAUGUAGAGGAACAAUGGGAGGAUCUUGUCCUGUAACUAUACUUAUGACUGGUGACAAACAGCCCCUUGGUAAAGCUUUAUCCGCAAAUAUAUUUGCUACCUCUUUCGCGGUUAAUUCCUCCGACCUCUUGCCUACUUUAGCCAAUAAUGUCUUGGGCACAACAAUCGCAGCAGAUAAAAACAAUUACGCAGAUCCAGGGCUUGCCUCAGGUCUCCCUAUCUACAGUAUCCAACCUCUUUGCAAUGCAAACUCUACAUGGCCACUCUCUCUUGAAAAAAUCCAGACAGGUAUUUCUUUUACCUCUUGCUUGUGAUGUAACUGAUGUUCAAAGGGAAAGUUUGACUUGAGAGAUGAUAAACUAACCUGAAUUGGUUCAUGUCCAAAAUAUUCAUUUGAAAAUUAAGAUAUUGUUAAAAUAUUUUGAUCAACAUAAUAAUUUUAUUUUAUAUGA